Messenger RNA from Raphanus sativus (radish), 1108 nucleotides. RefSeq lists its product as uncharacterized. The record is from RefSeq and is a predicted model, not a curated record. Lineage: Eukaryota; Viridiplantae; Streptophyta; Magnoliopsida; Brassicales; Brassicaceae. Bases 88 to 996 code for a protein of 302 amino acids. The transcript is spliced from 5 exons.
UUUAACUAACAUUCCACAAACCAUAAAAUGGGUAUAUUCCCUGGUAAUAGAUCGUCAUUGACUCUUGCUCUCAUCAGGUAAUAGAAAAUGGGUAUAUUCCCUGGAUUUGGUAGCUGGAUCAGUAAGAACACUCAACAGCUUCUCAAGGCCGAGUCCAAGGGAUCUGAAAAUGUCGAAUCUAAGUCGGUGUCAGAGAAAGACACUAAUUAUAAUGCUCCUGCUAACAAGAAGAAGAAAGAAUAUGUUUAUGAUGAAAAACAGGAGAUGAUAGAACAUAUACUUUGGUAUGACGAAGAGAAGAAGCAUCCUUGGCAUAGUCCCCCUCCCAAUGUCAAGGUGACAACAAAGAAGGGUGUUUACCAUAUGAACUUAGAAGUGACCAUAGGAGCGGCGCCUGAAAAAACCUUCUUAUGGUUGACUGAUCCAUGGGGCAGUUCGUUUUUGGAUGAGAAGAAGUGGCGCGACCUUAUGAAAAACGUAAAACGAAAGGUUUUGACGGAGGAUGGUCCGAGGCGGGUCAUCAAGGUGAAGAAAAUUGUGGUUCAUGACUUCUUAUCGCUGACGUCUAUACCUAUCCCGUUACAUCUAAUUGUGGAAGAAAACGAAAAAGAUCUUACGGGAAAGUAUAAGAAAGAGAAAGUAAUGUUGAUGAAAGUGUUCCAAGGCAACUUUAAAGUGGAGCCUAUAUAUAUAGAUCAAGAACGAUUGUGCAAAAAGAGGUUACCAAAAAGUCGAGAAGAAUAUAAAGAAUGUAGUGGUGGCCAAGGAAAGAUUGCGUCAAAAUUGACAGUAAACCAAUACUUUGAGCUAUAUCCUCCAUUUAAUCUACCGCCGCUUUCUUGGUACAUCCGUGGGAACACCAUCAAAACCUCCAAAAAUCUGCUCAAAGCACUUCAGAACACGGCUAAGAGUAUACGAACGGUUGAUCUGCCCGAAGAGUAUAAAGAACUUAGAGCAAAGAUGAACUCCAGGAAUAAGGCUAAUUCAAUAUUUUAAAUGCUUUUAAACAAAUUACAACGAAUCUGUUUAAUCAGAAUAACUUGACUUUACAGCUUGUGAAUCAUCAUUGACCACUUUCUAAUCUAAUCAACACAACUCUCUUUGCACA